Molecule: messenger RNA, 2234 nt
Organism: Piliocolobus tephrosceles (Ugandan red Colobus)
Lineage: Eukaryota; Metazoa; Chordata; Mammalia; Primates; Cercopithecidae
Gene: R3HDM4
Product: R3H domain containing 4
Exons: 10
Coding region: 81-1298 (405 amino acids)
Molecular function (GO): nucleic acid binding
Source: RefSeq, a predicted model, not a curated record
CCCCGGGCGCCCGUCACUUCCUGCACGGUCCGGGGAAGGCCCUGCCGGGCGGCGGCGGCGGUAGCAACAGCGUGCGAGUUAUGGUCGCGCUGGAGAACCCCGAGUGCGGCCCGGAGGCGGCGGAGGGCACCGCGGGCGGGCGGCGGCUGCUGUUCAAGCGAUUCUCCUGCCUCAACCUCCUGCGUCACUGGAAUUACAGGCCCCUUCCCGGCUGUCUGCCUGCCCUAGCCAGCUCCCAGGUGAAGAGACUCUCGGCUUCCAGGCGGAAACAGCACUUCAUCAACCAGGCAGUGCGGAACUCAGACCUUGUGCCCAAGGCCAAGGGCCGGAAGAGCCUCCAGCGCCUGGAGAACACCCAGUACCUCCUGACCCUGCUGGAGACAGACGGGGGCCCACCUGGCCUGGACGAUGGGGACUUGGCACCCCCUGCAUCACCGGGCAUCUUUGCCGAGGCCUGCAGCAAUGCCACCUACAUGGAGAUCAGGCCAGAAUCCCCACCCCACCCCUGGAACCUUCGAGCUCCUGGAUUCAUCUGCCCAACACGUUUGGGAACCCUCCAUCGAUUGCGGGAACGUUUCACCUCAAUCCCCCCCAGCCCGAGACAGCUGGGCCCAUUCCGGCUCCCCGCUUCCCUGCGCUCAGCUCAGGGCCCAACACAAGCCCAUGAGUGGACAAAGGUCUGGAACGAUUUCAUGAACCGCUCCGGGGAGGAACAGGAGCGGGUUCUUCGCUACCUGGAGGAUGAGGGCAGGAGCAAGACGCGGAGGAGAGGCCCUGGCCGUGGAGAGGACCGCAGGAGAGGAGAGGCCAAGGCACAGAUGGGCGUGGUCUUCCUCGGGUGGGCGUGGUCUGGCAGGUGGGCAGGGCCAGGACCAGCGGCCCAGGACUGCCCCAUUCCCCCACUCCUGCAGAGGACCCCGCCUAUACGCCCCGUGAGUGCUUCCAGCGCAUCAGCCGGCGUCUGCGAGCCGUCCUCAAGCGCAGCCGCAUCCCCAUGGAAACGCUGGAGACCUGGGAGGAGCGGCUGCUUCGGUUCUUCUCCGUGUCCCCCCAGGCCGUGUACACAGCCAUGCUGGACAACAGCUUUGAGAGGCUCCUGCUGCACGCCGUCUGCCAGUACAUGGACCUCAUCUCGGCCAGUAAGCGCCAGUGGCCCCCAAGACCCCAAGUUGGCCAGCAGCUCAACCUGGGAAGGUGCCGACCUGGAGGGGAAGCGGCAGAUGAAGGUCAGUAAUCGGCACCUGGAUUUCCUGCCUCCAGGGCUGCUCCUGUCCGCCUACCUGGAGCAGCACAGCUGAUGGUGGCUCCCCCGAGACCGCGCUGCCGCCUCGCCCAGCCACCAAGCCCUCCGAUACCUCCGGCUAAAAUAUCUUUCAGAUUUUUAGAAUGGGUCCUUGGAAACCUUUUCCGAUUGGGGUGGUCUCUCUCACUCUGCCCCCACCUCAUGCAGCUCUUGGCAGUCAGCAGACGCUGGCGGCUGGGGCUGCCCGUGCCAUCCCAGCUCCAAGCUUCCCGUUCCGGGACUUGUAUUUAGGGUGGAGAGACCUGAUCUGGGCAUGUUCCUGUUUCGUCAUCGUUUAGCUUUUCUGGCCCAGUCUGAAGCUCAAGUGAGGAGAGGGAGGCUGGGUUUUUAUCACUUUUAAUGAAUUUGGUGUGAUUUGUUGUAGAUUUUUAAAUUUCCCUUUUGGAGAGAAAAACCAAAAGACUCGCCCCACUGGUAAAGCAUGGGUCUUGGUCCAAGCCCCUGCUCAGCCCCUCCCAGUUUUUAGCUUGAAUGAGGGUGGGGUCUCUGGGACCCUGCCCCUCAUGCCAGAAGCAUCUUGUGUUGUGUGUGUGCGCGCGCACGUAUGCCCUGAGACCCAGGACAGAAGCUGCAGUCCUAAGAGCUGGUUUUAUCCUUGUCAUUCUGCGUGCCCUCCCCCACACCGCCUAUGUCAGGGCUCAGGGUUGCCUACUUUAUACGAGCCUCCCUCCUUUCCUCCCUUCCUUCAUACUGGGGGUCCAGGACUUCCAGCCAGAAGCCUCUGCCCUUGCACUACUUUGUCUGUCCCCCCGUCCCGUGUCUCCCCGUCCCACAGCCUGGCACCUGCCUGAUAGCUCCUGUGUCCCCAUGCUGGUCCUCCUGGCCCAGGCUGCAGGAGCCAGGCUGGGGAGGCCUCCUACCCCCUCGCUGCGUGUGGGUAAUUGUGUUUUGGGGGAAAGUGGAGAAUUUAAUAAAUUUCUGGUGCUCUGGC